Molecule: messenger RNA, 1365 nt
Organism: Eleginops maclovinus (Patagonian blennie)
Lineage: Eukaryota; Metazoa; Chordata; Actinopteri; Perciformes; Eleginopidae
Exons: 3
Coding region: 153-500 (115 amino acids)
Biological process (GO): regulation of autophagy
Cellular component (GO): intracellular membrane-bounded organelle; mitochondrial outer membrane
Molecular function (GO): 2 iron, 2 sulfur cluster binding
Source: RefSeq, a predicted model, not a curated record
GCUGAUUGGGUGCUGCACAGCACGUAGGAGGCCGAGCACCGUGCUUCUGGAGCCGACUGAGUUCAGAUAAGACUCCCAGUUUGACCUUGCGGCUGAAAGCUUACCCAAGCACAACACACCGUACAGGGAAACACAACAACUCCGGGUUUACCAUGUCACAGAUACCGAUACCUGCCUUACCCAGCUCGGGAUUUUCGUUAACAAAAGAACAUUUUGUGGUUGCGGUGCCAGUUGCAGUGGUAGCAGCUGUCGGAGGUUUCCUGGUCAGCCAUUACCUGAGUGGGCGGGGCUGUAAAAAGGGCCAGGUGAACACCUGCAUCAGUAAAGAUAGCCCCAAAGUGGUGCACAGCUUCGACAUGGAGGACAUCGGCACCAAGGCUGUGUACUGCCGCUGCUGGAAGUCAAAGAAGUUCCCUUACUGCGACGGAGCCCAUGCCAAACAUAACGAUGAAACCGGGGACAACGUGGGACCCCUCAUCAUCAAAAAGAAAGAUGCUUAAGCCGCCCAAUCGGAGAACCCAACCCUCAUUUGUCCAAUCAUUUAUAACAACUGCAGUGUCGCACUGAUGGAUACGGUACUGUUGCAAUUAAAUCAAACGGUGGAUAUAAUACUUAUAGCUCAGAACUAAAAAUGUUGCAGUAUUUUUUAUUUUAUUCAUGACGCGUUGUUUCUACGCUAGCCGACAUGACUUCAAUCAGAGGUCAUUUCAGGAGAGAUAAGGAAGGACUUUGACAAUCAGCACACAGACAUGGAGGUACUAGGACUGUAGUUGCAUUUUGAUCGACUUUAUGUGAGGAAUUCAGUUGAAAUUCUCACUGGACCUGAAUUUAAGUGAAAUAUUUCACUGUGCAGGUAUAGUAGCUUCAUGACUGGUGUCACCUGUGUUUCCCCUUCCUUCUCCUCUCCUCAGUGUAGAGUAUGAUAAAACAUGAAACUCUUUGAGGUAGAUCUUUGUAUAAGUCGGUCAUUUGAAUUCAAGAAAGGUUUUUAUGUUUAACUCUAUCGCCCGCAAGACCCAGAGUUUGAACGCACAUAACCCAUAUAUUGUUAUGAACCAUAUGAAUGUUACAUGGUAUGAUUUUUGCACUAUGAGCUGCUCAUUCAGGAGGUAUAGCAAACCGUUUCGUCUUUAAUAAAUUACUCAAAUCAAUCGGUCUUUGAAACACUAUCUGCUUUUUGUUUACCAGGCUUACUGUCUGCUUUCUGAGCCAUCUUGUAUUUAAUCUGUAAAGUAUUCAAAAACUCUUGCUUAGAAAAGUAUAUAUAUUGCUUAUUCCGUCAGAUUUAUUUUCUACUGGCUGCGUACGGUGUGACAACUUGAUUAAUUGUUCUGUAUAUUGUGAAUAAAACUUAAGUGACCUGAA